CUUCCCAAAGUGCUAGGAUUACAGGUGUGAGCCACUGUGCCUGGCUGGCUUUUAGUGAUGUUUUUGCAUGAUUUUUCAGAAUUUGCAAAUGUAGUUUUCCAAAUAUUGUAUUACAUGAAUAAUUGCCUUUAUAGGCAGCCAAAAGGCAAGAAAAAGCAAAUAAAAAUGGAGAGUGGUAGAGUGAGGAGACUGGGACGAGACCUGCUUUGAUCCUGGCUGAGCUCAGUUUUCUCAUCCGGGAGAUGGACACGCCUCUUUCAUGGAGGCGGAGAGAAUAGUGUGCAGAGUCCCCGUGGGCGCCCAGACCCUUCCCCGAGAGCUGGCGUGGGGAGCCUCUACCUCUGUUGGGGGAAGGACCUGUGAUAUGCUGUGGGCUGAGUUGUUUCCCUCCAAUUCCCAUGUUGAAGCCCUAGGCCCCAUGUCACUAUAUUUGGAGAUGGGGUCUUUGCAGAGGUGAAAUGAAGUUGUUGGGGUAGGCCCUAAUCCAGUAGGACUGGUGUCGCCAUAAGAAGGGGAGAUCAGGACACAGACACACAUGGGGGUACCCGUGAGGACCCAGGGAGGAGACCCAUGGAGUGGGGCCCACCCUCCCCACCCAGUGUCAGAGCUGCAGCCUCAGGACAGUGAGGACACACGUCCCUGUCGCUCGCACCCUGUGGUGCUUUGUACGGCCCUGGAGGGCACUCCACAUCCUUCGGGGUCUGUGCAGAGAUGGCAUUGGGGUGUGACUGCCCCCGCUGGGACCCACCUCCAUCCCACAGGUCUGUCUUUCCCUUCAUUUCCUGGCGAAAAGCCCAAGCCGGGGCAUUCACGGUUCUGGGCAUGGUGGAGAGGGCCUUCUGAGAAGGCAGCGACCCCCUUUCGGGAGCCCUUGGAAGCUGGCGGUGGGCUCUGCGUGGCUGGGUCUGCCCUGCUGGGAGGAGCCCUAACACCCUGGAUCUCAGGCCUGCUGGUCCAUCUCCCCUAAGGCCAGUUAAGGUGACAGCAAAAGAAUUUAAAAGGCAAAAUCCCUUAGGGGCAAAGAGAAUGGGAGAGGCAAAAACUGGGGGGCUCAGGAAUGGAGGCCCAGGUUCCCUGGGUACGGGGGUUUGGAGGGCUGAAACUGGGACCUGGGGCAGCCUUCAUGGGGUGCUGCCAGACCCUGCGGCCCUCACCCUUGGAGACCCUGGGCCAGGGUGUUCUGGCUGCUGCUGCAGCUGGGCUGAGGGUGGGGAGGGCUGCAGAGGAGUGGGGUCUGCAGCUCCCUGCCUGUGCCCCCAAACCUGGUGGCUGGCAGGUGCGGCUGGGAGGACUUUUUCCUGGACAGACCAUCCCGGGGGAGACGCGGUCAGGUCUGCAUCUUCCGGGGCCCCUUGGGUCACUCACUGUGGGGUCCCACUCCUGGGGUGCCUCCAACUCAUUUCCAAGCAGACGACUAGUGCCUCACUCUCAGAUACGCAUCGCAGUCCCCACACUGCCAUGGAGAGGAGAGGGAUCAGCGCCAGGGACCUUGCAGGAGAUGAGCCAAGCCAAGCCACGGGGUCUCCCGAGAUCCUCGUUCCUAGCUGCCUGCCAGCGUCCUCGGCCCGACCCUGAGGAUGGACCCGGGAGACCCCACUGGUGACCCCGCCACUGGUGAGCGCCGCUGCACGGGCCAGGACCCCCUCCUGCUCCUGCAGGCCCUGCAGACCCUGUGGUCCACGUGGGAGCGGCAGCAGGCUCUUGUUGGACCUUCGUCUGUGACGCUCAGUCUCCCUCGCUCUCUGGCAGCUGUGUGUGCAGUCUCCAGGAGGAAGCCUGGCGGGGGUUUGCUGCCCUGGACGACCCCCUGGCGGGGCUUCUGGACAUGCUGGAGAGCUGCCGGGGCCGGCGGGGAGAGGGCCCCUCCCUGGAGGCCUGGAUCUCCCGCCAGCUGCAGUGCUGGCUACAGGCACAGCCACGCCCGAGCCCUGCCCAGCCUGAGGCUGAAGCAGCUGCAGGCCCGAGCGAUCCGAGUCCUCACUGAGAGCCCCCCAAGCCUUGUGGCACCGCUGACCAGCAUCUUCCAGCUGCAGGAUGCAGACAGGAGCUGCCUGCUGGUGCACGUCCACCGCCUCCACCAGGAGGGCAGGUUCAGAGAAGCAGUCAUGCUGGGCACGACGUUGAAGCUGCAGCCAGAACUUGAUGUUGAAAAGAUGAGCGUCCCACUGCUCCUCCAGGACAAGGUGGCCCUCGUGGAGCGCUACGUGGCUGGCUUCCCGGACCUCCAGAGGAGGCUGCUGGCCCUCAUGGAUUCCUGGUGCCAGCCCGGCUUUGACAUCAAGGAUGUUGCCAGACAGUACCCUGAGGUGACCUCCUUGAGCCUGGAGAAGCUGAGUCCAAAGGUGCUGAGCAGGCAGGUCUUGCGUCUGCAGGAGCGGUACGGCGUAGCCCCGGCGCUGUGUCCCAAUGCGGCCAUGUGGCAGCGCCUGGCGGCCCUGCGGCACCUGUGCCACAAGCGAUUUGUGGAGAAGAGCCUGUCUCAGGAAAACUGGGCUGACCACGUGCAGGGCCUGGUGGGGCAGAACCCGUGGCUUCAGGAGCAGCUGUCUCAGCUGCUGGUCUCCCACGGUGACCCAGUCACAGCCGCCCGGUGUGCCAUGGGCCUCUCACUGCCCGAGGAGCGGCUGCCGGCUGCGGUGGCUGUGGAACUCCGCCAGCUCAGGCUCCAGGGGAGGGCGGCUGAGGCUGACUGGAGGCUGGAGGUGAAGGACGUGAAGGACCGUUACUACCAGCUGCCCAUCCCCAGGGAGAACAUCCACCUCCUGGCCUCGUGGGAAGACCUGACCAGAUGUGAGGGUGCACUCCUGCAGCCCCACCAAGUAGUUGGUGUAGACCUGGAGUGGACACCUGUGUUCGUUGCUGGGGGCCGGCCUCGGCCGUCACUCCUGCAGGUGGCCGUGGAGGGCCGCGUGUUCCUUCUGGACGUCCUGGCACUCUCGCAGCCACCAACAGGGCAGGGAGCCCAGGCCUUCUCCCGGCUGGUGGCCCAGCUCCUCUCAGACCCCUCUAUCACCAAGCUGGGCUACGGGAUGGUGGGGGACCUGCAGAAACUGGGCGCAUCCUGCCCCGCCCUGGCCCAUGUGGAGAAGCAGAUUCUGGGUGGCGUGGACCUGCUGCUGGUGCACAGACAGAUGCGGGUGGCAAACAUGCCAACCUCAGGCACGGACAGGGCCAAGGGGCUGAGGGGCCUGAGCCUCCUGGUGCAGCAGGUGCUGGGCACAGCCCUGGACAAGACGCAGCAGCUGUCCAACUGGGACCGGAGGCCGCUCUGUGAGGAGCAGCUCAUCUAUGCAGCUGCCGAUGCCUACUGCCUGCUGGAGGUGCACCAAGCCCUGUGCAGAGAGCCUGCCCGCUUCCACCUGUCGGAGGACCUGGCCGGGAGCCGGAGGCCCAGGCACACAGAGAGACCAGGGCCUCAGAAGCCACCUGGCUUGCAGAAAGCAUCAGCCUCAGCCGCACCCAGGCAGGUCCCUGUGGCUGUGGCUGUGGCUGAGGGCACCGCCCCUCAGGUCCCUGCCAGGGCCUUCCGCGUGGUAUGUGACAACAUGCUGCAGGGGCUGGCACGGAGCCUCCGCUGUCUGGGUGUGGACGCACGCAUGCUGGGCAACGGUGACGACCACCGCAGGGCGGCCGAGGUCGCCAGGCAGGAGGGGAGGAUCAUCCUGACGUCGGGGCAGCCAUUCCACAAGCUCCGGGCCCAGGUCGGGGCUGGGCGCUGCCUCUCGGUCGACUGCUCCCUGAAGGCCCAGCAGCAGGCUAAGGCUGUGCUCAAGCAUUUCAAUGUGCGCGUCACCCACGCAGACAUCUUCAGCCGCUGCCAGGCCUGCAACUGUGACCAGUACCUGAAGGUCUCCAGGGACAUGAUGAAGCAGCUAGUGUGGCUCAGCGGCCACGAGGGGCCCAGGAGCUCAGGUGACAAGGCCACCCAGAGCCAGGAGGUGCAGGAGCCAGGCCCAGCCCCAGAGGCAGCCCCUGGGAGCUGCACCUAUGACCGUCCCUGCCGCUGGCUGCAGGCGGCUGACCUGCGGGCGGAGACACCCGACAUGCUGACCAAUGGCACCCAGCUGCAGCUGGCAGGGGUCCCGGUGGGCGUGCUGAGGACCCCCGGCCUGCGGCACUUCUACUGCUGCACGCGCUGUGGAAAGGUCUUCUGGGAUGGCUCCCACCUGGAUCGUGUAGCCACCCACUUCCGAGACGUCCUGGAGAGCACCCCCAGCCCCUGUGAGCCGAGCCCAGCCCCCAGCCCGGCCAGCAGUCCCUUCUGAGGACAACCAGACAAUAAACAUGGAAAGUGCCCGACUGCUGGGGCCACGGCCGUG
Molecule: messenger RNA, 4319 nt
Organism: Chlorocebus sabaeus (green monkey)
Lineage: Eukaryota; Metazoa; Chordata; Mammalia; Primates; Cercopithecidae
Source: RefSeq, a predicted model, not a curated record